Molecule: messenger RNA, 1790 nt
Organism: Ictalurus punctatus (channel catfish)
Lineage: Eukaryota; Metazoa; Chordata; Actinopteri; Siluriformes; Ictaluridae
Exons: 4
Coding region: 205-1491 (428 amino acids)
Source: RefSeq, a predicted model, not a curated record
CCGAGAAGAACUUUGUACAUGUGCGUUGUUGUGUGUCAUUACGGUACAAUCCCACAGAGGGGUGUGUGUGUGUGUAUAGUGCACAGCAGGGAAGGCAUCACCGUGUUGUUUCCUCUCUACUGUUUUUUUUUUUUUUAAAUUAUUGUUGUUUUCCAGAAGAAGAAUGAGAGCGGAGCUGCGCGUGCACACGGCGGAGGAGAAAAGAUGAACGGCGCGCUGUACAUCUCGUUUUUUCAGGGCCAGCUGGAGUCUGCGCUGGAGCAGGUGGUGCAGCUCGCCGUCACCGAGAUCACAGACACGGUCGGGGCCAGUCUGAGCUCCAUGCUGCUGGAAACGGCCCGAAAGGAGCAGGAGAACCAGCGGCUCAGAACCUCCAUCCAGUCCCCGAGACGGGAAGAGGCAGCGCGCGGGGAGAGCGCGGAUCCCGAGCCCCAGCAUGGCGUCCCCAGGCCCGGCUCUCUCCCCGACCCUCUCCCCGACUCUCUCCGGCACGAGCAGAAAAGACGAGCCGUGGGUCAGCUAAAGCUGGUGAUGGAGCGUGUGCUGGAGUUUGCUGUGUGUGAGCUUAGUAAGAUUGUAGAAGACAGCUUCGACGAUGUUCUUCUGGAGCUCAGGAAGGCGGAGCGGGAGAGCGAGGAGUUGAUGGAGAAGUUACGUGCCGUGAAGGAGGAGAACGGAGCAGGUGACAUGAAGAUAAACGAGUCUCAGGGGGAGAUGGUGGAAUCUCCAAACGGCACUGAUGUGGUGAAGGUUGAGAAGAGACCGGAUGAGGAAGAACCAGGAAUGGGACAGACACAGAACACUGACGACUCCACCCCCGCGGCAGUGAUCAGCGUGUCUCAGGAUUGGGUUCCGGUGCUGGAUCAGGUGUUCGGUCAGAAGUGGUGUGCUGACAUUUGGCCCGUUAAAUUGGAGCAGCCGUGUCUCCCUUCUGAAGAACCGAUUAGGGACGACUUAGAACCACACAGGAAUGACGAGAGCCAAUCAGAUAGGCCGCAGUGGCUGCAGGAUGCUGAGGCCCUGACUGUGACCUUUGACCCUCAUCAGACCUCAGAGACAAGCAUGAAGGGAGAUGACGUCCAGUUAAAAUCCCCCUCGAUGCUCCACCGGCUCCUCACGCUCCCGUCUCAGCUGUUAGACGGCGACGACGAGUCGAUGGAGUCUGAGGAGAGUCUGAUGAACGCCAUCACCUUGCUGCACGGCACUCGGACGCCUCAUCACGACACCGCCACAGCGGAUGAUCACAAUGGCGGCGAAGACCCCGAGGACCAGAAGGAGGAGGAGGUCCAGAAAGAAGAAGAAGAAGAAGAAGAAGAAGCCAAGCCGAGGUCUUGCAGAAGUGGGAGGAAGAACCACGCGUGUAAAACCUGCGGCAGGAAGUUCAACCGAGCUCACCUUCUGAAAACGCACCGGCUCACACACAAGGACCCUCGCUCACCGCUCUCCAAACUACACGCCCACACGUGCACGAAUUCGGGGAAAAACACAUGAGAGGACAUGUGCGCGUGAGAGAGAACACGAUGUGUUCACACGGAGAUUCCAGAAGUUUCCAAAACCAGGCAUGUGCUGAUAUUAUACCGUCAUAUCUCGAUCGUUCCCCAGCGUUUUAUCACAAUAUUACAACAGAAAUCCAACAACAUGGACGCGAACAACAAACUGUGUUCAGUAUCAUGACGUAUUGUUUAUUAAUGACGAUCGGCACACACCUAACAUCCUAAACUGAGUGUGUGAAGGUACAUCAAACAACGUAACGCGUGCGUGUGUGUGUGUGUGUUUUUAUAUAUAUAUAU